CUGCACAAAGGCGUAGAACUGUCGGCGUUACAAAGCGUCUAGCAUCCUUGGCUGGCUUAACUUUGUCACAGUAUUCCUUGCCAGAAGCAGAGCUAAGUGAAGAAGAGAGAGAGGAUAAAGUAAGGUUUAUUGCUGAGCUCGCGAAAUUAUCACACAAUGAGAGAAUGAAGGCCAUCCAACAGUUGACAAUGAGCAUUGAAGAGAAACGAGAGAUCAGGGAUCAAGUUGAGCAAACGAUUGGACCAUAUGCAGCGGACACAGGUGCUAAGAUACAUCAGUGCACACAGCUGCUAUAUAAACUGUUGUUUUCCCUUCAACGGUUCCGGGAGAAUAUGGUUAUAUAUUUUCAGUUAGUUCAUCCCUGGAAAAGAUCUCUGAAAAUCAUUGGAGGGAAGUUUGGAACAAGUGUUCUGUCUUAUUUCACAUUCCUCAAAUGGCUGUUUAUGUUCAACAUGUUCUCCUUCUUGAUUAACUUCAGCUUCAUCACCAUCCCACAAUUCUUUGACAUGGGCAUUAACAAUCUCACUUUUACAGGCUUGGAGCUGCUCACUGGCUCAGGUUAUUUUACACAAACUGUGUUUUACUAUGGCUUUUAUACAAAUAUGAGCAUUCAAGCAAAUCCCACUGCAAAAAUGUAUAACAUGCAAGUUGCUUACUUCCUCACGAUUGGAUGCUACAUGCUGAGUUGCUUUCUGUAUCUGGUUUACAGCAUGGCAAAGUCGUUCAAUGAAAACUUUAUUGCAGUUGGCAUUCUGAGUGGUGAUGCAGCCAAGCUUCUGUGUUCAUGGGACUUUAACAUAACAAAUGAGAAAGCAGUAGAACUGAAAAAAAGAAACAUCAGCAGACAGUUAAAGGAAAUGUUAUCUGAAAAAAUGCACUACCAUCGGCAACUAUCAACAAAACAGAGAAUAUUGCGAAAUUUAAUUCACCUAAUGGCCUGGAUUAUUUCAUUAGGAACAACAUAUGGUUGCUGUUUUGGAAUCCAUUCCUUUUCGAUCUCCAAUUUUAAGAUUAUUCAGAAAAAUCCAACAGAGGAAGAAUUACAAAAGCAAGCUUCAACAUUGUUGUUACCUUUUGUUGUUGCAAUCAUCAAUCUGGUCAUACCUUUAUUCUUCUCUUUCCUUGGCUCAAUGGAAAGAUUCAAAUAUCCCCGGGAUGAGAUGUAUGUUCUCAUUAUAAGGAAUGUUGUACUGAAAAUGUCAGUAAUUGGAGUUCUGUGUUACUAUUGGCUGGUGACAGUAGCAAAUACUGUAGAGUGUUGGGAAACAUUUGUUGGUCAAGAUCUGUACCGACUUGUGGUGACUGAUUUUAUCUUCUCCUUACUGGGUUCCUUCUUUGGGGAGUUCAUUCGAAGCAUCAUGGGAACACAUUGCUGCCAUAAACUUGGAAAACCAGAAUUUGACAUUCCAAGGAAUGUUUUAAGUUUAAUCUACGCACAAAUUCUAGCCUGGAUUGGACUUUUCUUUGCACCUCUUUUACCGGCAAUACAAAUAAUAAAGUUCUUCAUAAUAUUCCAUGUUAAAAAGGUUAGCCUAAUGAUGAACUGCCAGCCUCCCCGCAAAGCUUGGCGAGCUUCUCAUAUGACAACCAUCUUUAUAUUCCUGUUGUUCUUUCCUGGUUUCCUUGGCGUACUUUGCUUGUUGGGAAUUACUGUGUGGAAAUGGAAGCCUUCCAAACUCUGUGGACCCUUUAGAGGAUUAAAUGUGCCGUAUUCUUCUAUUUCUCACUUCAUUGACAAGAUACAAGAAACAGUUUCUCAUCUGCACUGGCUUGUAUGGUGUUACAAUAACUUAAUUUUGAACCCACUAUUCUACUUCAUCUUAACAAUUAUUGUGUUUGCUACCAUUUACCUGUAUUUGCAAAUUAUAGAUGGACGGAAAUUGAUGAUACAACUUUUACAAGAGCACAUUAGUAAUGAAGGAAAAGACAAAGCAUAUUUACUGCAAAAGCUCAAUAGCAUGAAAGGAAAGAUGGUAUCUUCUAAAGAGAAGCUUAUUACAACAAAAAUCAGUGAUGAGCCCAAUUUGUACCUGGACACAAAUGAAAAGUUUGAAGACAGAAAACCAAGUAAGUGCAACAAUGACAGAAAAAAAUGGUUUGGAAAGGUUGUGGGGACCAGGUGUUGCUCUGACAUUGGCCGAGAUGGUCUGAAAUAUCCUGACUGUGACAAACAGUACUCUCUGACCCUGUCACUGACCCCCAGUAGCCUUCUCAAUGGACAGACAAGGUUCUAUUACAACACAGCUCCAUUGGUGAAGCAGGAUCCAGGUAUUGGCCCAACACUGGUAACUGAGCAGAAAGUAAUAGCUGAGCUGUACAGACGGCUCACUGGAGUCUCCAUACAGAGGGCUCACUGGCAGCACAUGAAGGGACAUAGCACAUGCCCCAUGCGAAGAGAAAUGCCCUUUCGGAAUGCAAAUGAUAACAGUGCUCUUCAACGAACAGCUCGUGUUUAUAGAACAUAG
This is a messenger RNA of Chiloscyllium plagiosum (whitespotted bambooshark), 2465 nucleotides long. The record is from RefSeq and is a predicted model, not a curated record. NCBI's taxonomy places the organism in Eukaryota, Metazoa, Chordata, Chondrichthyes, Orectolobiformes, Hemiscylliidae.